AUGACAGAUUACUUCCCCCACUUGGCAAGAUUAGCAGCUAAGAAAAACAGCCAUCGCGAGAAACUCAAGAUUUAUUCUUACAACAAAGAACGGUCCCAUUGGCAACCCACCACUUUCGAUCACCACACGACCUUUGAGACCCUAGCCAUCGAGCCCGACCUCAAGAACACCGUGAUCGACGAUCUCGACGCUUUCUCUAAAGGAAAAGACUUCUUCAAGAGCGUGUCCCACGCCCUGGAAACGUGGAUAUCUUCUUUAUGCUUCAGAGCGUUAAAGACGAUGCUGAGUUGCGGAAGAUUCUCACAUCCACCAAGAACGGAUCAAUUCUUCUCAUUGAAGACAUUGAUUGUGGAUCUGAUGCCUCUCGUAAACGCAAGACCAGCGAAAAAAAAAGGAAGAUGGCGAGCUCCAAAUUGGCGAGAAGAAGGAGGCGGACCUUGGGGUACUGUUGUUGGUUAUAAAACUCUGUUUCCGAAGCUUAUGAAUGUUCCUUCUGGACAGGUAUCUUUGUCCGGUCUAUUGAACUUUGUGGACGGGCUUUGGUCGAGCUGCGGAGAAGAAAGAAUCCUAAUUUUCACUACCAAUCACAAGGAGAAGCUCGACCCAGCCUUGUUGAGGCCAGGAAGAAUGGAUGUUCACAUCCUCAUGGGCAAUUGCACGCCAUUUGUGUUCAAGAAGAUUGAUGACCAUGCCCUGUUGGAUCCCAUUGAGAAGCUCGUCCUUGAGGUCAGUGUAACUCCGGCUGAAGUCGCGCAGCAGCUCAUGGCGAGUAAGGUCGCUGAUAUUGCGCUCAAAGGUCUCCUCGAAUACUUGGAAGCCAAGAAGAUAAAAAACGAAGAAGAGACCAGAGCGGAGGCAGAGGGAGUGAUUGAAAUACCGAAACUAAAAAAGCAGACACAUAAGCUGAACAAGAAGCCGAAAUGA
This is a messenger RNA of Thlaspi arvense, 924 nucleotides long. The record is from the annotation of a GenBank genome assembly. NCBI's taxonomy places the organism in Eukaryota, Viridiplantae, Streptophyta, Magnoliopsida, Brassicales, Brassicaceae.